ACGGCGCCUUAGGGCCCCAGCGGCGAGCCGUUUCCAUGGCGUCCGCGGCGUCCCUGGACUUGGGGCGGCUGGUGCAGGAGGCCGAGGCGCUGGCGAGCGCGGUGCGGGGCGCGCUCGGGCCGCGCGGGGGGCAGGUGCUCAUGACCCGCCCUACGGGAGAGACGCUGCUUACGCGGGACGGGAGGCGAGUGCUGGAGGCGCUGAACCUAGGCUCGCCUACGGCCAGAAUGAUGGUAGCUUGUGUCUCCAGUCACCACAACAUGACUGGAGAUGGUGCUAAAACAUUUAUCAUCCUAUUGUCCAAAUUACUCAGAGGACUUCAAGCAAUUCUUGAUAAAAGAGAAGGAUCUCCAUUUUGUGAGGAUAUUCAAAGGAGAGAAAGAGAUCAAAAACAUUGUCACAGUCUGAAGCAAAUAUCUCAGUCUCUUAUGACAUUUCAGACUCACAUAUUGGACCACAUCAUGGCACAAGACCUAAGAAAACAUUUUCUAUCUGCUUUUUCUAGUUGGGAAGGAGAGAUAAGUAGAGACACAAUGGAGUCAAUAUUAGAAGCUUACUUUUGUGGAAGAAUAGGAAAUAGUCAUCAGAAGCUUCUUUCCCAAUUGAGUUGUGAUUUCUAUUACAGGUGUAUACCUUUCAAAAAUGGUAAAAAUGAAAUGCUGGAUUUGGUGAAUGAAUAUUUUCUAGAAUUGCAUUCUGCUGUAACAGGUCUUCCUGUUUCAAAUUCCAGGAUCUUAGAGGGACUUGUUCUUCACAGAGAUUUUGCUGUGUACUGUCCAGCAGAUGGUGACAUAAGAAUGUUAAUUGUAACGGAAUCGAUUGACUCUGCUCUUUCUGCCUCUGGUUUAGAAUUUGUUGUAAAUGCAGAAGUUCAGUAUCAGGCUUCCCAAGUCUGGAUUACAAAAAGAACAGAAGCUAUAAUGAAACACUUGCAGAACAACAAUAUAAAAGUAUUAUUAUCAAGUGUGAAACAACAGGAAAUAGUUAUUUACUAUGCAAAAAUAAGUGGUAUAUCUAUUGUAGAGUGUUUAUCAUCAGAAGAAAUCUCUCUUCUCUGCAAGACCACAGGUAUCUCACCUUUUAUACCUACUCAGGACAAUAUACAUAGUACGAUCGCUGAAACCAUGAUAGCAAAAUUUUGUCGGCCUCUUGUACUUGGCUCCAAGAGAUAUGUUCAUCUUGGUUUGACAAGGACAUGUGCCUUUGAGCCUCAUUGUGUAAUAUUUUGUGGCCCAGUGCAUGGUGUCACUGAGCAGCAUGCCUCUGCUUUUCACGGAGCAUUUAAAAUGUUACAGCAACUAUUUAAAGCAGUUGAUCUGAGUGAUGGAUGUGAAGCACAACCUGAAAACCCAAAUAAUACUUCAAAAGCUGUACAUUGUAGUUGGCAACAGUCAGCUACUCAACAAAAAUUCAUAAUGGAGAAUAUUUCUUGUAAUAGGGAAAAGGUCAAUGACCAACAACUGAAAACAUCUAUGGCUGAAACAGAAAAACAGUUUAUAGACUCUUCUAGCUGGGUAGAUGAAAAUCCAUCAUGUAAUCAAACAGACUUGCAAAAAUCCUCAGACCUAGCCAUGCCCAUUGUAGAAUUAGAGAGUGAUUUUAUGUUUUCAGCUCUAAUUGACAGAGGUAGUUCUGUAAGAGAGCUACAGAAACUGCCACUAAAAUGCAAGCAUCCAAGUGAAAUGUGGGUAAAGAAUAAGAGUGAGCCAGUUGUCAACAACCACAGGAUUUGUAAUGAUGCUAUGACAGCAAUAGAAAACACCAGUACAUCAGUUGUUUCCAAACAGCUGAAUGCUGCUAAGGAGUAUUGGAAACCAGGCAAUCAUAUAGUUCCAUUUAAGUAUGAGAAGAGUUAUAAACACACAGUCCAAAGUUACACCAACUUGGUCAUACAGGCAGGAUCAGUUUUGUCAGUUGGAGGUAACUUUGAGAUCCUGUUACAUUAUUAUCUCCAUUCCUAUGCAAAACAAUGCCAACAACCAAAAAUAACUGUUAUUUCUACUGUAAUUGCUGAUGCAUUGUUAAGCAUUCCAAAAAUCCUUUACAGGACAACAAAAGAGAACAGUUUUACUCAGGUCUAUUUCAAAGCCACUAGUGCACUUCAAACUAAUCAGCAGCUGCCCAUGCAUCAACAAGGUCUAGAAUCAGUGUAUUGUAAAUAUCAGUUAGUAGCUUCUGUUCUUCAUUGUCUUACAAAGCUUCUCACUAUUGAUUUAAUAAUUGGUAUUAAGAGACCACCUCAAAAGACUGAUGAUUCAGAAGAAGAUUUAUGAAAACAACGUUUUUGUUUUUCCUAUGUUGUUACCGGAAGAUUUUGAUUCAAUUAUACUAAGCCAAUGAUGUUACUUUAGAAACACUGCUUUUAAUUUAAAACCUUUAUUUCCAAUUUAUCCAUUUCGGUAUUAAAGCUUGUGGCCCGCCCUAAGGGAUUUUCCCAGGAAAGUCACAGCUAGCCAACUUUCCUUUGAAGGACACCGAUACAGCCCUUCGCUCAAGAAUAGGCAACAAGCAAUAAAUUAUUCGAAAACAAAAAUAUUUAUUUAGAAGUGAAUGGUUACAGUAAAAGAGUAGAGAUAGAAGUAAUAGAGUUACAGUAUAAACAUGAAGCGGCAUCGCAAAUAGACACCGCCCUACAAUUACUGUUUCAAUUAACUAUCACAUAUAACAAUAUGAUCAUUCACUUUAUACCUUAUAACAAUAUUUAUUACGUAUACAAAUUAGGGCUGUCAAGCGAUUAAACAAAUUAAUUGCACAAUUAAACAAUAAUAGAAUACCAUUUAUUUAAAUAUUUUUGGAUGUUUUCUACAUUUUCAAAUAUAUUGAUUUUAAUUAGAACACAGAAUACAAAGUGUACAGUGUUCAUUUUGUAUUUAUUUUUUUAUUACAACCUAAUACUGUAGUGCAAUGUCUUUAUAAUGAAAGUUGAACUUACAGAUUAGCAUAUGCUAUUAGUCACUUGUACAGAAAGCUCCUCCUCUGUCCCAUAGACUUCUAUGGACUCAAUGCAUCCUUAUGGGGUUUUUCAGCUGACCUUUGGAUGAGCACUAGCUAUUUCCUGCCUGGACAUCCCAUUGGUUUCUAUGGGCUACAGUGUAUUCUUAUGGGAUUUUGCUGAGUCAUUCCCCACAAGAAGUGAUGCAAUACUUUGCCUUGAUUGCAUCAUCCCUAUUCAUUUCUGUGGGCUUCCAUGCAUUCCUAUGGGAUGUCCCACUACAUUACCUAAUCCUAUACUAUAGCCGCCAUCACUAUAUUUUCUAAUUUAAACUAUUCUUAAUUUUUAUUUAAUUAAAGCUUUAUUCUUAAAACUAAUUACUAUUCUAAGCAUCCCAAAGGGUCCUGACACUACCACUACUCAUUUUAUAUUCAAUUAAGCAAUUUAAAAUUUUGGCAAAUUUAAACCCUUUUCGAGGUUUUUCUGCGGAUUUCCAAUUUAGAGCUUGGUAAGGCAUUUCGGGCAACUGAGGCAAAAAUAUUUUGUCACAAUGUGUUCUGGUCAAGUCUGGAUGCCCAAAGCUCAGUGCAAGGACAAAUACUUCUUCCCGUAACAAAGAGGGAAGAAAAAGCAGAUCAUUGCAGGUUUGGAUGGCUGUUGAACUCAGCAAAGCAAUUUCUGUUAAUUUAUCAGGCAGGUUUCAAACACAAGCAAAUGUAAUAGUAUGCAUUUAGUGUUAAAUUGAUUCUGGCCCUUUGCACCAUAUUGUGGAUGGUCUUAAGAUUCACCAUUGGGCAGACUUGCACACCUCAUUUUUCACAUUUCAAUAUUUAUGCAAACUAAAUGUGAAUUUUGGUUUCCCUGGCAAGUUACCUGUGGCAUGUGCCAUCAAAACUUUGCAAAGCUAAAGAGCUAGCUUUAACAAUUGUUUAAUAAGUCAAAAUGUCUCUGUAAUUUAUUGACCUUCAUAAGGAGUUGAAUUAAAUAUGAUUUUAAACACUAUGUUGUGUUUUUGUAUACAUUUUCUCUAAUUUUUUCUGGCCACCAUAUUCUUAUAACCCAUUCCACAUCAAUAUGUUCACUGUUAAGACAGCCAUCAGUAGACUCUAGGCCACUGUAGUAUAUUCCUGUAAAUGACUGUCUGACUGAAUAUGAUAUAUAGAAUGUCUAUUCUUUAUCUAAUAAUUUUGAUCAUAGUAGCAAUAGUAGGAAGUAAAUCCACAUUAUGACUGGCCAACAUUUGAUCUGUCAAACUGAUUUUACAUGGUAUUCCUGGCUUCCAAUAUUUUCAGCUAUUCUGGCUCAUGUUCUCGUGUCACUAUAAAAAUAGGCUGAGUGUAGAAGAGAGGCUGUACUAUUAAACUACUAAACAUCUUUUCAAACUGUGUUGAUCAUCAGUUUUCUUCAAGUUUCUCAUCCUAAAACUUACUUGAAGAUUAGACUUAACUUGAUGCCUUAAUUUACCUGUUUUUUUUAACUGUCUACCAUAGUGAUGCAUGGAGGAAAGAGAAUACUGAGUAAAUGGGCAGCUGCAGCUGGGGGAAGUGAUCAUAUUUGUAUCCCUAGUAAUAGUAUUAGAUAUUAAUACUAAUAUCAACAGGGAUUUUAUAAUAAUUAAUUUGAAGUAAUAUUGGAAAUUUAAAAAUCAUAUGUUAUAAACAAAUACUUUUCUCUCUCUUGUCAAUAACCACUUACAUGAUUAAAACUGAAUGUUAGAUUUCUUCAUUUUUUGUGCUGUUUCCCUUUUACAUUUUUCUCAGUAUAUUCAGUGGUGAUUGAUUUGAAGUCUUUUUCACUUUCAGGUUCUCCUACUGCCGUAUUUUGUUUGCAAAUACAGUAGCAAACUUUAUUUUAAAUACAAAUUUCCAUUGGAAUUAAAAAAUCUUGCCAAAAUUUCUAUUAAUUUGGGUUUUGUAAAAGUUUGUUUUACAGCAUGUGAAUUUUGAGCAAAAAUUUAGUUGAUACUGUACCUUGAACUUUAGGAAAUUUGAGAGAGUUAAACUGAAGCAAAAAAAAAGUUGCUUAAACAUAUUGUGGUGAUAAAGUUGAACUUUUUGUUCUACAAAAAAAGGUGAAGCUCAUUGUUUUAAAAUGUGCCCCAAGGCUACCUUCAUGUUUAAUGAAGUGGUAUAGCCCACAUUGAUUACAGGACCCAACAUGCAAUUCUCCAUUUUGACCCCAUCAUGAUGGGAGCUAUAGUCUCUGGGCUGCACUGUCUGAGUAAGAUGAGGGCAGGGCGAAUGACCCCAUUUUAUGCACAUUAGUGUAGAUCAUAAGCUCCAGUAAGUUGUCAGUGCAGCUCUCAUUUGGAAAAAAUGUGGAUGCCUUGGACUGUUCUAACACAAGGGAUAUCAACUGUAAAGACUAGUAAAUAAUGUUUUGUUUUGUUUUAAUUUAGGACCUAGUUCUGCAAUCAUCUCCAUUUGGGUGGACCCCGGCACUUGAUUCAUUUGAAAACAGUGGGUCCCAGCAUAGGCGUGUCUGCCUUUACAGUUCUCAAGGCAGGCUAAAGGUCUAAGUUAUCUUUUGCUAGCAUAGUCAGUUGUUUGUGGGGGGUUUUUAGGAGGAAGUGCUGGAAGAGGAUCACUCUGGCAUCCCCCUAUUGCUACAAAACAUCAUUUGGUCCUUGAAUACACGGUGAUGGGUGCAGUAUAAGUAAAUAGAAAUCACCAUUCUAAAAGACCUUGAAUUACAGAGAACUAUAUGCAGCUCACCCAGCCACUCUGAGUACCUUCUGCUGGCCUUCAAGCUGCAAUCUUGAACUUGGAUUCCAUGGAUUAACCUGAUACUAGAUUACUAAAACAGCCUAACAAGUAUGCAGGUUCCUAUGUAUCUUGUGGAAACUGGUCCACAACUUUGGUGAAGGGCGCGUGAAAUCUGCAGCACUCUGAAGCUUCCACAGAAUAAACAAUUUACGUUUUAAAGUUUGAGUUUUUAUUAAAUAUGAAAAUGAGUAAUACAAUCAGAA
Trachemys scripta elegans is the source of this 5900-nucleotide messenger RNA. It is a transcript of the gene BBS10, whose product is annotated as Bardet-Biedl syndrome 10. The transcript has 2 exons. The coding region runs from base 36 to 2273 and encodes 745 amino acids. The record is from RefSeq and is a predicted model, not a curated record. Gene Ontology annotation, biological process: chaperone-mediated protein complex assembly. Gene Ontology annotation, molecular function: ATP-dependent protein folding chaperone; ATP binding. NCBI's taxonomy places the organism in Eukaryota, Metazoa, Chordata, Testudines, Emydidae.